CGGACGGCCACAGCUGUUCCGUUAGUCACCGAAAAUGUUGUUAUUGAAUAAGCUGCCCAGGAUAGGACAACUGCUCACGAGUAAUCCCAAGGAUCAGAGAGGCAUCUGGGGCUAUGUGGCCGUCGCCUUUAACCAGGUGGACGCCGAACGGCUGGCAAAAGUGGGUCCGAACCGCCUGUGUGCCGAAUGGAUUGUGAAAAACGGAGGCGGCGUACGCUUUGUGGAGAAUCCCACAAAGCUUUGGAAGGAUUAUAACUCCUUGCCUGGGGAAAAUACUCAGUUUUGCCUUAAGGUAGUGGACGCCUCCAAUUCGUCAAUCAUGAAAAUAGGACUGGAGCAUUUGAAAGGCUGUAAGAACAUCGACACCGUCAUUUUCCACAAUUGCAAGCACUUGGAGAACGACGGUCUGGAGGGACUGCAUCAUAUUAGCAGCUCACUGGAGCGACUGCAGGUUUCCGGCUGCUACAACAUCACGGAUUCCGGCCUUGCCGCCAUCGGGGAGCUUGAAAACUUGCGGCAACUGGUCAUCUUCGACAUGAUAUUCGUCAAGAACAUGGAGGCAGUGGCCGCCAAUCUAAAGAGGCAGCUCCCGAACUGCGACAUCAAGGCCACCAAGCUCGGUGUUACGCUGAAGCCGAAGGAGUAAUUCCAAGUAUUACAGAAAUACAUAUAUAAUAUGUAUACCCUUUGGUAAAACACAGCUGUUGAUUUGUUGUUUCCGAUUUUGUAAAUAAAAACUUAUAAAGUG
Molecule: messenger RNA, 748 nt
Organism: Drosophila suzukii
Lineage: Eukaryota; Metazoa; Arthropoda; Insecta; Diptera; Drosophilidae
Product: ATP synthase subunit s, mitochondrial
Source: RefSeq, a predicted model, not a curated record